Molecule: messenger RNA, 1615 nt
Organism: Salarias fasciatus (jewelled blenny)
Lineage: Eukaryota; Metazoa; Chordata; Actinopteri; Blenniiformes; Blenniidae
Gene: carhsp1
Product: calcium regulated heat stable protein 1
Exons: 5
Coding region: 264-740 (158 amino acids)
Biological process (GO): regulation of mRNA stability
Cellular component (GO): cytoplasm
Molecular function (GO): mRNA 3'-UTR binding
Source: RefSeq, a predicted model, not a curated record
GCGAAGGAGCGCGUAGCAGUCGCUGGACUCCCGGAGGUUCAAUCUCAUCCGAGCCACCGGAGCAAGAAAAAAACGGACUCUCCGUACCCGAAAAACUCAACUUUGGCUUUUAUUUCCAUCUUCUUGGGCGCGGUUGAUUUUUUCAGGCGUUGAAAGAACACUUUUCCGGUCUUGAAGUUGGAGGGAAACAGGUAACUGACGGCCUCUACGCAGUGACCCCGCCCUCUUCGUCCUCUCCGACCCUUUGACUCGUCUACUCAGACAUGUCCACCGAGGCCACGUCCAUCCAGGGGGCUCGGCCCGCGACCCCGCCGCUGCCCUCGCCGGCAUCCCCGCGUUCCGAAGAGUCUCUGAAGCUUCCAGCCUGCAGACAGAGAGACCGCUCCCCUUCCCCCAUGAGAGGCUACCUCAUCCCCAGCCCUCUGCCCACACGCAGGAACAGGACCUUCUCGGCGACGGCCCGUGCAGCCGAGGGUCCGUUGUAUAAAGGCGUGUGUAAAUGCUUCUCCCGCUCUAAAGGCCAUGGCUUCAUCACGCCAGCGGACGGAGGCAACGACGUCUUUGUCCACAUCUCGGACAUCGAGGGCGAGUACGUGCCGGUGGAGGGCGACGAAGUGAGCUACAAGAUCUGCUCCAUCCCCCCCAAGCUGGAGAAGGUGCAGGCGGUGGAGGUGACCAUCACCCACCUCAACCCGGGAACCAAGCACGAGACCUGGGCCGGGCACGUGAUCAGCAGCUGAACCCCGACACACACUUGAGGGAGAAGGAGGGGGUCGGAGCGGGGCGGGUCGGGGCGGGGUGGGGAGCGGGUGAGUUUUGGGGCAGUUUGUGCAGACACGUUCAUAUUUGUGUGAGGAGAUCAGCAAGUCUGGAAUGAGAUUAGUUUUGAAUCUUAAAAUCCGUUUGUGUCUAUAAACACCGGUAAUUGUCCCACCUCCACCCCUCCCACCUGGCUCUGCCUGACGCUCGGGUUUUUUUUCCCUUAAACUCGCCUGGCAGGCUCAGUUUUGGAUCCAAGUGUUCCUGCCAGUCCCUUUUGGGUCCCGUUCAAAUUCAACCAACUGAGAGGUCUGAGACAUUUACAGGUCCACACACACACACACACACACACACACACACACACACACACCAAACAUAAUAAACAAGCACAGACUUUGGUACACAGGCUCAGAUCUCAUUAUCGACCGAUAUAUAAAUAUGAACGAAAGUCUCCACAAACGUGCACCAGUCUCUAAUAGACGUGGUCGUGGAUGUAGGGAGGGUCAGGAGAGGAGAGAAGAGUCAUUUACCAGCUGUUAAACACUUUGACAAACCCCAAAAUGUCACAGAUCACAGGUGAAGCUUCCUUUCUGGAGUCCGUUUGUUCUGGGCGAGGGUGACGACACACGAGUAGAUUAAACUUUGCGCUUUUCUGCGUUUUAAAGCCCCGCUGGUGAAAGUUUGGCUGUUUGCAGUUUUUGGGAGUGAACCAGAGAGGAGGAUUGUUUUUUCUGUGUGUGCCUGCUUCAACCAGAGAACUUACAUCUCUCUUUGUGCCUGAUUAUAUCGAUCUGUCAUCUGUAUUUGGUUGUGUUUGGGUAGUUACAUCGGUGAAAUAAAGUAUUUUCAUCUGGUA